ACCAAAGUCGAAAUCAUCAAGGCUGAGCUUGAGGAAAAGCAGUUCAAGGUCAAACUUACUGUCAUAGACACCCCCGCGUUUGGUGACUAUGUCAACAACUGCGAUUCACCAAAGUCGAAAUCAUCAAGGGCUGAGCUUGAGGAAAAGCAGUUCAAGGUCAAACUUACUGUCAUAGACACCCCCGCGUUUGGUGACUAUGUCGACAACUGCGAUUCACCGAAGUCGAAAUCAUCAAGGCUGAGCUUGAGGAAAAGCAACACCCCCGGGUUUGCGAUUGACCUCAUCUCGAUGACGAAGGAGUUGCACUACAAGAACUACAGGCAGCAACAGAUGGAGAUGAGGAAUGCUCGCUACUUAUCUCUAUGCACAUGCUCGACCUCAUCUCGACAACGAAGGAGUUGCACUAUGAGAACUACAGGCAGCAACAGAUGGAGACGAGGAAUGCUCGCUACUUAUCUCUAUGCACAUGCUCGACCUCAUCUCGAUGACGAAGGAGUUGCACUACGAGAACUACAGGCAGCAACAGAUGGAGACGAGGAACACUCUCUACCUAUCUCUAUGCACAUGCUCGACCUCAUCUCGAUGACGAAGGAGUUGCACUACGAGAACUACAGGCAGCAACAAAUGGAGACGAGGAAGUUUGGGGAGCCC
Molecule: messenger RNA, 651 nt
Organism: Suillus paluster
Lineage: Eukaryota; Fungi; Basidiomycota; Agaricomycetes; Boletales; Suillaceae
Exons: 2
Biological process (GO): cytoskeleton-dependent cytokinesis
Cellular component (GO): septin ring; cytosol; cell division site
Molecular function (GO): GTPase activity; molecular adaptor activity; GTP binding
Source: RefSeq, a predicted model, not a curated record